AUGCCCGGGGUCACGCUGGAAGGCUCGGGCGCGCGGAAGCUCGGGGGGUAUGAGUUCUUUGAGAAGGUGCUGAGGAGCCCGAAGUUCAUCGUCGCGCCUAUGGUGGACCAGAGCGAGUUGGCAUGGAGGAAACUGUCGAGGAGAUACGGUGGGCAGGUGGUGUACACACCCAUGAUAAAUGCCAAGAUGUUCGCCGAAGGCAACCGCAAGCCCUACCGCGAACAAAACUUCGACACCAUCCACGGCGAAGAAGGCGGGCCCGAAGACCGGCCCCUAAUCGUGCAGUUCUGCGCGAACAACGCCGCGCAGCUGCUCAAGUCCGCGAAGCUGCUCGAGGCGCACUGCGACGCGGUCGACAUCAACCUCGGCUGCCCGCAGGACAUCGCGCGCCGCGGCCGCUACGGCUCGUUCCUGCAGGACGAGUGGGAGCUCAUACACGAGAUGAUUAGUACGCUGCAUAGGGAGCUGUCGAUACCGGUGACUGCGAAGUUUCGCGUGUUCCCGACUGUCGAGAAGACGGUGGAGUACGCGAAGAUGCUGGAGAGCGCGGGCGCGCAGAUCCUGACAUGCCACGGCCGUACUCGCGAACAACGCGGGCAGCGCUCCGGUUUGGCAGACUGGGAGAAGAUCCGCGCCGUCAAGGAGGCGGUCUCCGUGCCCGUCAUCGCGAACGGCAACCUGCUGUUCUACGGCGACAUCGAACGCUGUCUCGCAGCCACCGGCGCGGACGCCGUAAUGUCCGCCGAGGGGAAUCUCUACAACCCCGCCAUCUUCAUGCCCGCCCCUUCGACGUCCGAAUCGCCGUCCGCUUCGACUAGCUCGGCACAUACCUCCGCAUCCUCAAUAGCGUCGAUGUAUCUCACAGGUCAUCACCCACGCAAUACAACGCUCGCGCUGGAGUACCUGUCCAUUGUCAAGUCGCAGAAGACAAUGACGACCCCUAGUUCAGUCAAGGGGCACCUGUUCAAGCUCUUGCGACCCGCCUUGGGCAAGUAUACCGACCUCCGAGAGCGCCUUGGGAAGGUGCGCGUGGAACGGGCGGAGCGGGACAAAAACGGCGCGUGGGACAGGUACGAGGAGGUCAUCCGGGAGCUGGAUGAACGGUUAGAGCUCGACAUCGAGGCCGCGAAGGGGAAGUCCUUAGAGGAGCUUUCGCCGAUCGACGAGGCGACUGGGUUUCCGAUCCUCCCGCACUGGUUGGUACAACCGUACAUUCGCCCGCUGCCCAAGGAACCGGAAGCGGCGCAGCCUCCACAAGAGACCAGCAAAUCUGGUGUAGCGGUUGUCGGUACGUAG
Molecule: messenger RNA, 1296 nt
Organism: Trametes versicolor FP-101664 SS1
Lineage: Eukaryota; Fungi; Basidiomycota; Agaricomycetes; Polyporales; Polyporaceae
Product: Dus-domain-containing protein
Exons: 7
Coding region: 1-1296 (431 amino acids)
Biological process (GO): tRNA processing
Molecular function (GO): tRNA dihydrouridine synthase activity; flavin adenine dinucleotide binding
Source: RefSeq, a predicted model, not a curated record